This is a messenger RNA of Aplosporella prunicola CBS 121167, 3098 nucleotides long. RefSeq lists its product as uncharacterized. Gene Ontology annotation, biological process: DNA replication initiation. Bases 74 to 2968 code for a protein of 964 amino acids. Gene Ontology annotation, cellular component: DNA replication preinitiation complex. The transcript is spliced from 3 exons. The record is from RefSeq and is a predicted model, not a curated record. Lineage: Eukaryota; Fungi; Ascomycota; Dothideomycetes; Botryosphaeriales; Aplosporellaceae.
CCUAUCCUCACCAACCACACGCCCUGCCGAGCCAUGACAGGCCUAAAAGACCUGUGCAAACGUCCGCCGCAGUAUGGUCUCUGCGAGUAAAGCGAAUGCUUCGGUCAGCGCGCACGAAAGAGCCGGCACACGCGACACGCAUCACAAGGCAGCGCCAGCGGAGUCGCGAAAGCGCAAGAGGGGCGAGGAUGCGCCGGGACAGAAGCGGAUAACUAUACGGCCAUGUCCGGCCUCCGUCUAUGACAAGCCGGUACACCUGACGCCUGUAAAGCUCAUAGAUCGCGCCCAGUUGCCUCUGUCAUUCCUGGAUCUCGUGCCCCCGAACUCGACGGUACCUUCUACACGCGUCUUUUCUGCGUAUAUCGACGUACUGGAGCGUUCGAAAUCGAAUAAUAGCCAGGAAGCUCCGAAAAUCCUCGUCACGAAAUCCGAAGCGGACAAUGCGUUGUAUGCAGUGGAGAAGGUUCAGCGUGGCGCAUAUGCGCUAUGCAAGUUGGGUGACUGGGUGAAGGAAGCGGACUUGGGGAUUGUCUCGAAACACCGGGCUAGCAUACCGCAUGCUCAUGUGCUACCAGAGUCCAAGAGAGGGAAUCCCGCCAGUUGGUGGCAGACAGCAGCUUUGGAUGCGGCGCCGAGCAUCAAGCCUGAGACUACGAGAAGCGACCUCCCUCGGCUGUCAAUGCAGCGUCCGGUGCCUCUACCAAAGUCAGAUUCUCAAAGUAUAUUCUCAGUCGACCCUUUCACGGAGCCUGCUCAGCAGCCUCUGUCUAUGGAGUAUUCUAUGGUGGAUGCUCCAGAAGCGCCGCAGGAGCGUCCACAGACUGCAGACGAAGUGUUCCAGAUAAUAGUUCAGCAGUACCUUGAAGCAUUGUACUUGUCUAAAACAUCUUUGGCCUUUUUUGCCAAAGGCCCGUUGUCUCGGGCAAGAGCGGCAUUUACGUCCAAUGAUAACGCGCAAAUGAAGCUAGGAGACCUAGCUGCGUUUCUACGCUCCAUCUUACUGCAACUGGGUGCGAUGGAUAAGAAGUAUCGCGAAAAGCUUCCCGAGAUUGUCAAGUCUAUGCCCAUAGUUGGCUUGUCUGAUGACGAAGAAAUGGCCGUCCCAGAGAAGCGUGCCAAGAAGAAGAGCAAGCCAAAGAAACUAAAACCUGGUAAGGAGGGGUUGUAUCCCGCCGAGGACGAGUAUGUGAAGAAGUGGUGGUUGGAUGAUCGCCCAGGAUCGCCCACUGGACAUGGUGCAGAGUCUGCCGAAGAGAUGCUGAAAAGAAGGCUUGGUGAAUUACGUGUGCGAGAGUCGAUGGCUCAGGUCAUUCUGGUACUCGAAAUCCUGGCUUUGGAAUCGUCGCCUUCCUUCCAAGCCGCAAACGCCGAGGAUACCCAGAACGAGACACAGGCAGAGUCGCAAAUAGGCGGUGGUAAGAAGCGGAAGCCAAAGAAGCCUCAGGAUUUGAAUGUUCUCCUCGACCUCAUUCUCGACAAACUGUGUAUUUGGCAGUCUGUCGAGCAAGACGAGAUUCUUGUGAAGCUAUCCAAAUCCUCCAGAGAAGGGAGCAGUGGCGCCGUUGACCCUAGUCCGACCAAGUCUGGGACAUCAGACAAACUCAAGAGCUUCUGCAUAGAAGUCGUCAUCCCAUUCUACAUGAGCCGUAUCCCGGAGAAAACCGCAGCUAUCAACAAAAGACUUGGCGGGCCAAACGCCCUGUCUCCCGCAAAACGGCCAGCUCCUGGCUCAGCCGUGAUUCGCCGCAGGCCCAACGAAGCAGCCUCCAAGGACGACCCCACGAAAAAGAGCAAGAAGCCGCUGCAACGCGUCGCGACAGAAAACCUGCACCAACCACACAGUCGGCGCCCGUCUCUCGCUCGCUCCGCCAGCGACACGUCGUCCCUGCCACAACUCAAGCGCGAAAGCAGCGAAGCCCCCUCACUCUCCUCCAUCCCCCUCAAAGACUCGCAAUCCACAUCCAGCCGCAACUCGCUCUCGCAAUUCCAGCGCUUCGCGCGGCGCGAGAUCGAUCUCUCCGCCAUGUCCAGCGCAACGGAAGCCAAACUCAAGAAGAAAGCGCACAUUGAGCAAGAACUCCAAAACGCAAUCAGCACGCUGAAGAAGCCGAACCGCGGUGAAGCCGUCAAAGAGUACGCCGACUCGGCGGACCGGCGCCGGCCGGGCUUGGGGCGCAAGGCGAGCGGAGCCCGCAAGCCCGCCCAGACGGUCCAGAUCACGGCGACGCCGAAGCGGAGCAGACGCGCGAGAGACGCUGCAGCCGGCGCGGCGGUCGUGGAGGCGACGCCGAAUUUCCGCGGGGCGGCGCGCUUCGCGGCACAGCAACAACUACAGCAGCAGCAACAGCAUGAAGCCGCGGUGCCAUUCUCCAGCGACCCCGUCAUUCCGUCUAGUGCGGUGCGCCCGCCUGCGUCGGCGGUCGUGCCUGGCAGCGCGCUCAGGCAUGCGGGUUUGGCAGUCGAGGACACGCCGUCACGGCCGCCGGGGGCGAAGACGGUGGCGUUUGCGGGGCUUGGUGGUGCAGCGAGGACGCCGGUAUCUAAGUUCGCGAUGAAGCUGCAGAGCGUGAGCGAGGAGAAGAAGGGUACCAGAGAGGAAGGGGAAGAGGAAGAAACGACACGCGGGCCGCCGGCGUUCAAGCUCCCUGCUGCGCCUGGUGGUGGUGGUGGUGGUGGUGGUGGAACAGCAAGGGCAAGCAGGGGCCUUGGCGAUGCGCCAUCUGUGGUGCCGAGCACGCCGAUUAAGACGCACGGAGCCUCGCCCGGGUUUAUGGACUCUCCGAUUAUUGGGUCGUCGCCGCCUGUAGUUGAGGGCGGGGAGGGAGAGGGGGAUGAUGACGAUGUGGAGGUGGGUGAGGUGGCUACGCCGCAAGCAAGAAAGGGGAAGGACAGGGGUGGGAAUAUCCUGGAUGCGGAUGACGAGGUGGACAUUUAUGGCGCGUUGGGGUGGGAUGAUGAGUUGGUGUAGUGGGCUGGUGUGGUUUGUGAAGCAUGGGGUGGUGCGCUGCCUGGGAUGGCGUUGGGGGUGAUGGGGAUGGUUGCUUUGGUGUAGCGUAGCUUCGCGUUUGCCCGCUUGCAAUGGAUAUCAUAUCGGUAGC